Drosophila rhopaloa is the source of this 1413-nucleotide messenger RNA. RefSeq names its product 1-acyl-sn-glycerol-3-phosphate acyltransferase delta (gene Agpat4). Gene Ontology annotation, cellular component: endomembrane system. The record is from RefSeq and is a predicted model, not a curated record. NCBI's taxonomy places the organism in Eukaryota, Metazoa, Arthropoda, Insecta, Diptera, Drosophilidae. Gene Ontology annotation, molecular function: 1-acylglycerol-3-phosphate O-acyltransferase activity. The transcript has 5 exons. Bases 132 to 1271 code for a protein of 379 amino acids.
GGCCUAUUAUAUCUCUAGGGGCCCGGACGCCUAGAACAGUCAAUUUCAUUCAGUCCAAUUCUGCUGGUUGGUAGAACAAGUACCAACUUCCUGGUCUCUAGUUUGUUAAGAUUGAGCAAAGAUAGCUUAGGAUGUCGCACCUUAGAGGAUUGGGGCGCCUGUUGAUCGCCGUGACAUUCUUCACAGCCGGCUUUAUCAUCAACAUUGGCCAGCUUUUGCUGAUCAUACUUGUAAGACCCUUUGACAAGCGCCUUUCCCGGAGUCUUGCUUACUACCUACACUACUCUUUCUACUGCAUCUUGGUCUGUGUGGCUGAGUGGUAUGCAGGCAGCAAACUUAGGGUCUAUAUCGAUCCAGAGGACGAAGAAAAAUUCUUUGGCAAGGAACACGGACUGCUACUCAUGAAUCACACGUACGAGAUUGACUGGCUGACCGCUUGGAUGAUUACCGACAAGCUGGGAAUUCUGGGAGGAACCAAGGCCUAUGCCAAGAAGAUGCUCCGCUACGUUCCAGUCUUGGGAUGGGUAUGGUGGAUGGCCGAGUUCAUCUUCCUGGACCGCAACUUCGAGAAGGACAAGGUGGUGAUCAAGACGCAGCUAAAGGAGGUCUUUUCCUAUCCGGAUCCGGUGUGGCUACUGCUCAAUGCUGAGGGCACCCGCUUUACUGCUGCCAAGCACGAGUUGUCCGUGAAAUUCGCCCAGGAACGAGGUCUCCCCUUGCUUAAGCAUCACUUGGUUCCGCGCACAAAGGGAUUCACCACCAGUCUGCCCACCAUGCGAGGCAUCUGCCCUGCCAUCUAUGACAUUAAUCUGGCUUUUAAGCGAAAUGCUGAGCCAAGACCCACCAUGCUAUCCCAGUUAAAUGGCGAGCCCGUAGAGCCGUACAUGUACAUUCGUCGAGUGCCACUGGAUAAGGUGCCGGAUGGUGAGAAGGAAGCCGCCGCCUGGAUGCAGGACUUUUAUGUAGAGAAGGACAAGAUCAUCGACAGCUUCCAUGAAACCGGUAGCUUCUUCAAAACUUCUGGAAUAAAGGAGGUUCCUGAGAAGAUCUUCAAGCCGCGCCUAUGCACCUUGCUUAACUUUUUGGGCUGGGCCUCUUUUUCUGUCCUCUGCAUUUUGAACUAUUUGGUCAGCUCCCUUGUUGCGGGCAACUGGAUUGGCUUUAUCACUGUUUUAUCCGUCUUGGGAGGAUUUUAUGCCCUCAUGGAAUACGCUGUUAAUGCCUCGAAGAUUAGCAAGGCCUCCGCUUAUGGGGCUGCUGCUAAGAAAUAGACUUUUCUCCCAGAGUUUUGUAAACUCGGCGACAUUUUAUAAUGAGAUGGAUUACAUCUAAUUAGUACUCGACUGCAAAACCUUAGAAAUAAUGUACAUAAAGUCAAAUGUACAAAGACAAAAAUAAAAGUGUUUAAAUGAA